CCGUGAACGCGCAUAGACCCUUUAAAGGUGGUUGACAGCGUGACGCGGCUUCCCUUUAAGAUCCCGUUAUGCGUCACCUGACUCGCUCCACAGACUACAGCCAAGCCGGGACCUUAAAUUGUGCUUUCAGUAAAAACCAAAUAUAUAAUCCAGUCCUGUGCAAUACAUUUGAUUACAUUUAACUCGGAAAUACUGUUGUGUUCUUAAAUCACACCCUUUAAAAAUACAUCAGCGUCGAUAUUUGACCUGACGAGAAGGACACUGGAUUUGACCGAGACUUCAGGAUACCGAACAGGUUUAAAACAGGAGAUUAAUCGACGGAAACCUUGCGUUUUCCUUAAGCGUGUUUAUAAAUCGUGACUCUUUCAUCCGCUCGUUUCUUUGCACCAAUUCGUUGAUUUUAUUAACAAAACACAUAAACACAUCGGUUUAAAAGACAUCUUAAUCAAAGAUUAACAGUUCUCUGUAUUAAUUUCCCAAGAGAGCUGAAAAACACGCGCUAGCCUAUAAUACGCGGCGUAGGGCGUUACGUAAUAGUGUCGCUUUCCAUGGUGCUGAAACUGACCGAUGAAUAGACGCAUACAUCCGCCACAAUUGUAAAAAAAAUAGAGGUAAAUUAAAAUAUUGUUUAGUUAUCGAAUUAGCUACAUCGUUUCGUUCUGGUUGGAUACCUAGGGGAGACAUCUAUUACCCGUAGUUUUUUUUGUCGGCGAAUUGCUUAUGCAUUUCGGCUGUCCUUCCCUUUUCCCCGGUGAAGUCGAUUCUUGAGGUGGUUGUGUAGACGCCAGUGGUAGAAAAUGUCGGGACAGACUCUGACGGAUCGCAUCGCCGCGGCGCAGUACCAGCUCACCGGCUCCGAUGUGGCUCGUGCCGUUUGUAAAGCCACCACGCACGAGGUGAUGGCGCCCAAGAAGAAGCACUUGGAUUAUCUGAUCGCAGCCACCAAUGAGACUAACGUUAACAUCCCUCAGAUGGCUGACACGCUGUUUGAGAGAUCCACCAACGCCAGCUGGGUGGUUGUGUUCAAAGCCCUCAUAACAACUCACCACAUCUGCAUCUAUGGCAAUGAGAGAUUUAUUCAGUAUUUGGCUUCAAGGACUUCUUUGUUCAACCUCAGCAACUUUAUUGACAAAACAGGCACCCACGGUUAUGACAUGUCAACAUUCAUCAGACGAUACGCACGGUACCUGAAUGAGAAGGCGUAUGCUUACCGCGCAAUGGCCUUCGACUUCACCCGAGUUAAGAAGGGAGCUGAGGGUGUGAUGAGGACUAUGGUUCCUGAAAAGCUUCUGAAGGCAAUGCCUGCUCUGCAGACUCAAGUAGACACACUGCUGGAGUUUGAUGUUCAUCCUAAAGAUCUGAACAACGGGAUCAUAAACGCAGGCUUCUUGCUUCUCUUUAAAGACCUGAUAAAGCUCUUCGCCUCCUAUAAUGAUGGGAUCAUCAAUUUAUUAGAGAAAUAUUUCAAAAUGAAGAAGUCUGAAUGCAAGGACUCCCUGGAGAUUUACAAGAAGUUUCUGACCCGAGUGACCAAAAUCGCAGAAUUCAUGAAAAUCGCUGAGCAAGUAGGCGUGGACAAGAAUGAUAUUCCUGACAUUUCUUAUGCUCCUAGCAGUAUUCUGGAGUCUCUCGAGACACAUAUGAACAGUCUGGAGGGGAAGAAAGGGGAAGGGUCGCCUACAAAGGGAUCACCCACCAAUAAUGUUUCUCCGACCUCUACCCCUGCCAAAUCUGCGUCAGCACUUCCCACUCUAGAGCCGCCGCCCACUGAGGCCACGCCCACUGCUGCCGAGACAGCAACUGAUUCUCUGCUGGAUCUGGACCCCUUAUCUUCCUCUGGACCUUCUGCGGGAGGCGCAUCAGCUGCUCCUACAUCUUGGGGAGAUCUGCUAGGGUCAGAAAUAGGUUCCCUUACUACAGAGACUCUCCUUCCUGACCCAACCCCCGCCGUAGACUCCAACUCCUCAGCCACGCCCGCCACCACAGCCACAGAGGCAGCCGUUUCUUUGGCGGCUCCUUCUUCCGCUGCCGGCGGUACCUCCGGCUCAGCGGAUCUCCUCGGAGAUGUGUUUGCGGCCCCUGCGGCUGAAACAGCUCAUGCUGCAGAGGGUGGGGCCACAUCGACCAUGUCCACCCCUGCUGCCGCCAGUACAGCUGCAACCGACUCUGCAGGUGCUGGUGAGGCCAAACCAGCCGCCCCGACUACAACAGCUCAAGGAGGAGACCUGAUGUCAGGUUUUGAUGGAUUUGGGGAUGUGCUGAUGCCAGCCAUGGCUCCUCACGCAAUGGCCGCCUCACCAGUCAAACCCAUGGGAGGAGAUCUGGACUCAGCUAUGGCCAACAUGACCAGCAAUCUGGCCGUUGGAAACCAGAAACCGGGUGAAGCAGCUGGAGGGGCGAACUGGCAAACACAGACUUCCCCUCUUGGGGUCUCUCCUGUCAUGGGAUCCCCAUCACUGUUUGGCAUGCCUGGAGCGGGAGCUCCUCCCAUGAUGCCAGGGUCUCCGAUGAUGGCCGCCCAACAGCCAAUGAUGAGGCCACAGUUUUCUGCUGCAGGAGCUCCUGGACAACCGAUGUCUCCAGGAGUGGCCCAGAGUCCCAGAAGGCCCCCUCCUCCUAAAGAUCCUCUCGCUGACCUCAAUAUCAAAGACUUCAUGUAGAUGAUGUAGACAGCUGGUGUAAGUUUCACGACAGCUAGAACAGUCGUCACACUUAUUGUGCAGCCCUGAUGAAACAGAUGUGUGUACACUCUCUCUCUCUCUCUCUCUCUCUUCCGUACAUCAGAUUCAAGGCCCCGAUUCCCUCUCUUUCUCUCCCCUUCUGUCUGUUGUUGUAGCACAAACUGUGAAUGUGACUAAGUAUGUGUCUGUAUGUGUGUAUUUUAAUGUUCUCAGUUACUUCAGAUCUCUAUAUAUUUAAAAAUACAUGGAAGAGUAAUGGCAGAUGCAUUGAACGUAUAUCUGCAGGUCUCUCUCUCUGAAUAGAUGUGCAUUCAUUUUUCCUAGCUCGCUUUCCGUGGGAAAUCAAAUGAAAAGUGUGACGUUUUCUGUGGAAAAUUAUAAUUAUUUUUAUUUAUUUUUUGCUGUGGUAAAUAUCACUGGGCCGAUUUGUGUCAUAAUCAGUCAAGUAUUACUUACUGUUUUGUCCAUGGGAUUUCUGUGGGUAAACAAAAAUGAAUGAAUAUCAGUCUUACACAGGUUACACUAGUGUCUCAUGCACCGUUUCCGUUUUUAUCAAUGCCCUGUUUCUUUUUCGUAUCUAUUCAUUGUGAGUUACAUGCAACAUGUGACUAUUUGAUGAAAAUACAUAUGCAUUUCAAAGUAUUUUAAUGACAGAUUGUUUUGAAUAUUGUUAGUCUUAUUUUGAGAUAAAAAGGUUGAAUAUAUUUUAGUUAAAAUGUCAAAAAUUUACUUUACUACGUGACUAGUUAGUAAUCCCAUUUGUAGAAUAUGUGUACAUCAUGAAGAAACAUUAUGGCAUUUUCUGAGCCAAUAGUUUAGUUGGUUAACCCUGCAAGUGUAUUACCAUUAAACAGCAUGUAAUUCCUGAGUUAUCCAGAUGGGAUUUAGCCAGAUUUAUUUCUGUCAUCAGCAAGUUUACUUCAAUAGUUUAUGUUUUGUUGAAUUGCGAGUAACUGUAUUGAAAGGUCUUCUUAAAGUAAAUCAAAUGGACAAACAGCAGUCUGAUGGUACAGUAUUGCAUUUUAUUGAUGGCUGUUUUUUAUUUCAAUUGAAGAUUUUGUUGAUAAAUUUUAUUUUUGGAUGGAAUAACACCCUUUGCCCCAACACACCUUUGUGCAUGUUAGUCCUGUUGAAAUGCAAUAAACAGUGAUCCGGAACGAGAA
Molecule: messenger RNA, 3844 nt
Organism: Misgurnus anguillicaudatus (oriental weatherfish)
Lineage: Eukaryota; Metazoa; Chordata; Actinopteri; Cypriniformes; Cobitidae
Source: RefSeq, a predicted model, not a curated record